GUUCGUCCUCCCAGCACUCACUCGCCGAGAUCACGCUGCCUCUCACUCGCUUUCUCUCCUCCUCCUCAUCAUUCCUAUCAGGGAAUCUUCAACCCAGACGGAGAUUGUUGAAGGAGCAAUGGGGCAAUCAGUGUGGAGUUCUUAGGAGAGAAGAUGGAAAAAGGAGGCAUCAUGAACGCCACCGAGUCAGAAGGACUAAUCCCAGGUUACAACAACCGGAGUCAAACUUCCGGAGCCCUGCUCACCAAGGAAGAGCGAGCGGGCCGUCAGGAUUCCUCGGCGGGAUGCUACGAGCAGCUGCUCAUCUCCACCGAGGUCUUCCUAACGCUGGGAAUCAUCAGCCUGCUGGAGAACAUCCUGGUGGUGGUGGCCAUCAUCAAGAACAGGAACCUGCACUCGCCCAUGUACUUCUUCAUCUGCAGCCUGGCGGUGGCCGACAUGUUGGUGAGCGCCUCCAACGCUUCGGAGACCAUCGUGAUCGCGCUCAUCAAUGACGGCAGCCUGAGCAUCCCCGUGACGCUCAUCAAGAGCAUGGACAACGUCUUCGACUCCAUGAUCUGCAGCUCCCUGCUGGCGUCCAUCUGCAGCCUGCUGGCCAUCGCCAUCGACCGCUACAUCACCAUCUUCUACGCGCUGCGCUACCACAACAUCGUCACCUUGAGGAGAGCCACGCUGGUCAUCAGCAGCAUCUGGACCUGCUGCACCGUGUCGGGCGUGCUCUUCAUCGUCUACUCGGAGAGCACCACCGUGCUCAUCUGCCUCAUCAGUAUGUUCUUCACCAUGCUGGUGCUCAUGGCCUCGCUCUACGUGCACAUGUUCCUGCUGGCGCGUCUUCACAUGAAGCGCAUCGCCGCGCUGCCGGGCCACGCCCCCGUCCAGCAGCGAGCCAACAUGAAGGGCGCCAUCACGCUCACCAUUCUUCUGGGCGUCUUCGUGGUGUGCUGGGCGCCCUUCUUCCUGCACCUCAUCCUCAUGAUCAGCUGCCCCCGAAACCCCUACUGCACCUGCUUCAUGUCGCACUUCAACAUGUACCUCAUCCUCAUCAUGUGCAACUCCGUCAUCGACCCCAUCAUCUACGCCUUCCGCAGCCAGGAGAUGAGGAAGACCUUCAAGGAGAUCUUCUGCUGCUCCCACGCCUUCCUGUGCGUGUGAGCGGCCGGCCUCAAAUUUGCCGUUAUCGAUCAGAAGCGAAGGAAGGACGCGGACGCUGGAGUCAUGUGACGUCACACGGCGACAUGGCUGCAUUUUUGCACGACACGGCCUUAAAUGCAACAUGAUGACACAAAAGUAUUGGGACACAUGCAGGAAGCUUAAAAGUGAAGGGAAUGUGGCGCUUUAGACUCUUUCGGGAAGACGAUGUUGGACCCCGGCCCCCAGAGAGGGCCCUCAUACUCGUUCCCGUGACCCCAGGCGGCAAAAUUAUUCUCACGGCACAUCUGACUUGAAAUAUUAUUGCGAAUGUGGCGGUAUUUAUUCAUGAAUCUGUGUCAGGUCCAAUACCUCGAUGAUUGGAUUAGACGAAUAAAA
Messenger RNA from Doryrhamphus excisus (bluestripe pipefish), 1527 nucleotides. It is a transcript of the gene mc4r, whose product is annotated as melanocortin 4 receptor. The record is from RefSeq and is a predicted model, not a curated record. Gene Ontology annotation, biological process: G protein-coupled receptor signaling pathway. Gene Ontology annotation, cellular component: membrane. Gene Ontology annotation, molecular function: melanocortin receptor activity. NCBI's taxonomy places the organism in Eukaryota, Metazoa, Chordata, Actinopteri, Syngnathiformes, Syngnathidae.